Messenger RNA from Calliphora vicina (urban bluebottle blowfly), 3385 nucleotides. It is a transcript of the gene pigeon, whose product is annotated as protein pigeon. Gene Ontology annotation, cellular component: trans-Golgi network. Lineage: Eukaryota; Metazoa; Arthropoda; Insecta; Diptera; Calliphoridae. The transcript is spliced from 8 exons. The record is from RefSeq and is a predicted model, not a curated record. The coding region runs from base 104 to 2980 and encodes 958 amino acids. Gene Ontology annotation, biological process: positive regulation of amyloid-beta formation.
GUUGACAUGAUGUAGAUUUAUUGAUUUUGUGUAAAAUAAAAAUUUCUGUCUACAUCAAGAUGAUAAAAUUUAUGAAAAAUCUUUAAAAUAAAUUUUAUACAAAAUGCUACGACAAGAAAAUUUGGCAGCUAACUUUUGUGGCUUAUUAGCCAGUCAGGGAUAUACGGAUAAAGCCAUCGAAUGGCGUGUAUUGGGCCAAGAACAAGAUGGUUCCAUGUUAGCCUCUUGGCAAUUUGAACACUUGGAAACGAAUGUGCUUAAAACAUGUAUCGGCCACUUUAACGCUGUUAAGAAAACUUUACGAAUUCUACAUCGUCUUAACGAACAAGUGGAAGUGGUGCAAGCCACUGUCAAUAGCUCCUUUAGUUUACUUACGUAUGUGGCCAAGAAGCCAUGGUCUGAGGAUAAUGAAAAUGAGGAGGGUAAACAAGCAGUAUUACAUUACUUCCCUUAUAUUGUGGAAAUACGAAGUGAUGAGAGCGUCAUAUCUACAUUUUUGCUUAAGCAGCCAUGUCGCCGUCAAGUAAUGACACAAUUUUUAUGGCGUUCCGAAAAUCGUUUUGAUAAGGUGUGGCAGGAUAAGCUGUUGGUGAUGACACAUGGACAAAAUAUUUUACAAUUUACUUGCACUAUAAAAUCCAACGAUCCAACCGCAUUCAAUUUAGAUUUUGCCCAAGAAGAAACCUGGCAUUUAGACACCUCCAUAUUGGUGUCCGAAUGUUUGGCCAAAAGUUUUACAUGGGCCCAGUGGGACAGUGAUAAUCAAGCUCUCUACUAUAUACACAUGAAACCAAAAGCCAAAAGUAUUAGUCUAUUAGAUCCCGAGAAUGAAAAUGAAGUCACUGAGAACAUCAUGAGUCCCACAUUGUCGGCAUUCCAGUUUAAUGAUAAAUUGCCCACAGAAACUGUGCUUAAUAUUCCCUUAAAUUUACCCAAACUACCAACCGGAUCUUUUAAUGACGAUGAUCCCACCUAUGAGGAUGAUGUUAUGCCGCUACGUGUGCAUGACACUUCCUUAAAUUUAAUUAUAUUGGCCGACCCGAGUGGCAUGUUGUUUGUCUGUCAUUAUUACUUGUAUCAGCCCAUACAACCAAAGAAUGUGGAUGAAAGUGAAACCCCUUCGGCUGGUAGUUCAACUGCCGGAUCAUCGGCUUCUUCGGCCACUAAUGCUCGUAAAGUUGAUGUGCAUUUUGCUUAUUCGGUGACCUUGCUACAUCAUGGCUGUGUGGUGCAUUGCGUAAUGCCGGGAGUGCCCUGGGAAAAGGCUCGUCUACUUAAGCCCACCUUUGCUUUACAUGGUGCUCACAAUUUAUUGGUUUUUCAACCGGAUCUCUUUGUACAUCUUCUGGAUGUGGGCUUGACUCAUGAACCUUGUUGUCACAUUGUAUGUCCGGCCCAUAAUCGCAAUCCUUUGACCCAACUAGUGCCCUGUCGUAAAUGGGGUUCAUUGGCUUAUGAUACGGCCACCUUGGAUUUAGUUUCAUUGUCGGUGCCACGUUCGCAUUUAAUUGAAGCCUUUCGCAAUGAUACUUCAGUAGAUAAUCGUCUCAGUAUUAUACAUCAUUUUUUGGUGCAUUCAUCCAAUGAUCAAUUGGAUGUUUUAUCGGAGCUAUUAAGCAUUAUAAUGGAACGCCCCCUGUCAUUGGAUACGGUGGCCCUUUUAAAAGAGUCUCUAGUUGCUGGUAGUUAUGCAUCGACCUUGCGGGGUUUACCCUCGGAGGCCCUAACAAUGUGUAAAUUUCUUCCAUUAACAACCGCAGAUGCCACAAAACCAAUACAAGCUCGGGUGGCCGAUAUAAGUGUGGGUAUAUCACAUGAGAGUUUAUACAAUACAAGCAUGAUGUUGUUAUCGCCCCAGCAAAGGUUAUCGCCCUACAAAUCUGAUAUAUGGACACGUUUGUGGGAGCAUUUAAAUGAAGCGGGUCAAAAAGAGAAUACAAAUUGUGCCACCCGGCGUUUUACUGUGGAACAAGUUAGUGAAAAGCUAAUGUUUUCAUUGGCCUGUUACCAGCCGGAAGCUCUUUCACGCUGCACCACACCUCAGACUCCUAGUAAUGCAGGCAAUAGUUUAAACGACUUUUCCUUGGCUAGUCGUCGUAAUUGCAAUGAGAUAAUGCCCUUUAUAGAAAUGGAAUCAUGCACUGCUACCAAGCAAGAGCAUGUUAUGUCGGUGACUCUGCGAGAACUAAGUGUGCAUAUAGUUAAAAAUUCCUCCAAACCGAAUACUGGUUUUCGCUGGCUAAAAGAAACAUUUUUUGAGCGCUCGCAAGCUCCGGCCCAUGUUCAUGCAGUGGCCUCCCAAUAUGUCACCUCACAGUUGGAUCUUUCGCGUUCUCUUUGCUCUCUAGUAUGUAGAGCAGCUGGUUUGGAUGCUCGCCACGAAACAGCCAGAGGCUUUCAAUUGAUUGAUCAAAUGAGCAAUGGCCAGCAGUAUUCCCUGUUUCUUAUAUUGGAACGUUAUUGUUUAGCUGUAGAUUCUAUAGCAUUCCCUUUGCCUCAAGGUUUUGCUUCCUUCUUCACUUAUUUGGGUUAUCGUGCUCUUUCUUUUGACAUGUUCUUGCAGUAUGUUCAAAAUCAUGUUUUCGAAUUACAAGUUGAUGUUAUGAAAACUAUUAUAAAUGAUAUAGAUGACUCUAAGGAGGGAAUUGAAAGGAAACUUUCUCUGUUGUCUGCUCUGCCAAAACAGCGUGCUCAGCGUUUACUAAAGAAUUGGCAUCAUCCCGAAAGUUUAAUGAUACGGGGACGUGAACAUGCGUCCAAUAUAUUGUCGGGCAAUCCGGUGCAGCAACGUAAAGGUAGUGUGUGUAAUGCAAAUGCCCAAGCACGUUCAAAUAUUAGAAGUGGAAUUGCUGCUGAAAAACUCUCACCAUUGGAUUCAUUUUUGGAUCUCCUAACUGCCAAAGCUAGUCUUAAUGAAUUGGACUACAAUUUACUUAUUGAAACUACAGUGUCAUCCAUGGAUCAUUUAAAUGUUAAUUAAAGAUUCAAUGUGCCAUUCCUUCAAUUUUACUUAUUGUGCUAAAAAUAAUUAUUAGAUUUAAACUAUAAGCGUAGUAUUCAUUAGCAUUUAAAAAAUAUGUAACUACUUAAUGUAUUUGUCGGGUAUUAAAUAUAAUUAUAUUACUUUUUUUUGUUUGUAUUUGGAGGCUAUUUAAUCAUGUUUUUUUAUAUUCGUUUUUUAAUUUAAGAUAAAUUCCCUUAUAUAUCCUUCUUUUGCAACUGUUUAAUAUUUUUCUUUGUUUACAUAAAUUAUUUUUAAGCGAAAUGUUACUUUUUGUAAUAUUAGUUAUAUUUUUUAUGUGUAUUUAAUAAAAAUUACUUUUAUUUUUGAAAAGUUAUUUAAUUUUUUUUUAAAUAAAUAAAAAAAUAUAAUCCCAGAAUGAAA